GAUUGGCGCUCAAGCUGCGAGCUUUGUUAGUCGUGUGUGUUGCCGGUUAGUUUCGCAAUUACUGUUUAAAACAUUAUUAAGUUUUAUUAAAAACUGACAUUGUAUUCAAAUUGUGUGUACACGGAUUUGUAGCAGUUUCGCGUCAGUAAACAGCUAUUCAGGAUGUGGGUUUUCGAAAACUGCUGCUUCUGCAUAGAUCUAAGGACGGGAUGUUUUAUAAUCGCUUAUCUACAAAUGGUGGGCGAGAUUAUCAUCACCACUAUGUCGUUCCUUGGCAUUGGAACUGCGCAAGUGUUGAUAAACAGCUCUGAUCCGGACAAUAGAGCGAUUGGUCUCGCUCUCAUGGUUGUCUGCGUGAUAACCUUACUCUUCGUUGUUGUAUUUUUGGCCUUCACGAUCGUCUUAUUGGUCGGACUCCAUAAGAACAAGCCGGGCCAUGUCAAGCUAUUCCUGAUCUAUUCCGUUGUAUUCAUGGUGUUUUACAUCGUGAGUGUGAUAGUUAAUAUAGCUAUGACUGGACCACCAGCCCUGAACAUUGUGUCGAGUGUGUUUUAUAUACUUUUGGACAUCUACUUUUUACUCGUCCUUCGAAGCUACUGGGUCAAGAUGGGCAGCGGUAACGCCCUCUACGGGACUGCUUAGAAAACAUCUACGUUUUCUCUUUCACAUUAUAAAGCUGUAAUUUUACAAACGCAAAUGUACACCGGUUUAAAUGUCGCCAUACAGUUUUAAAAAUAUUAUAGAUUUAUUAUCAAAGGGACAAUAUGGAUAGCGGCAGCGCCGUCUUCCGGAGCACUUUAAAACUUCCAACGUUUUGUCUUUCCUAUUACUGUAUUUUACAAACACAAAUGUACCGACGCCGAUUUUCUUAAACGAUUUUCUUAAAUGUUGUCAUAGAGUUUAAGGUAUAUUGUUAAGUGUAUUAAUAGCUUUUAUAUAAAAAGAACAAGAAAAUUUUUAGCAUUUUAAAAACUUACAUUCUGUUGUUAUAAAGCAUUUAGUAAUUAUAAAGUAAUCAACGUUUUGAAAAAAGGCCACGUACACAUCAGUGCCAUCUAUUUAAAAAUAUUGGCAGUAAGAAUUAUGUCCGCCAUAUUUUAGGGAGUGUCUUUGUAUAUGCUUGAACGUUGCUUAAAAAGUCGUUCGAAAAAGAAGAAAAAAUAUCAGCAAAUGUCAUUAUUUUGUAAUUGUAUUCAACUUUUUAUAAUAAAGUACAAGUUAUAUGUAAGUGCCAUCUGUUUAAAAAUAUUGGUGGUAAAAAAAAUAUGGCUGCCAUCUUUUAAAGAGCGUCUUUGUCUUUGUAUUAUACCUGAAAGUUGCACCUAGAUAUUG
Parnassius mnemosyne (clouded apollo) is the source of this 1332-nucleotide messenger RNA. The record is from the annotation of a GenBank genome assembly. Lineage: Eukaryota; Metazoa; Arthropoda; Insecta; Lepidoptera; Papilionidae.